Molecule: messenger RNA, 1045 nt
Organism: Chironomus riparius
Lineage: Eukaryota; Metazoa; Arthropoda; Insecta; Diptera; Chironomidae
Source: the annotation of a GenBank genome assembly
GUAUUAAAAAAUUGAAUUAAAAAACCUCUAAUCUCCCACUAUCCUGUCGUCAGAAAACUUUAAAUUAAGAAUAACUUCUGUUAUUAAAAUCUUAUUCCUCCUUCUUUGAAAUGAUUGACGUAAUUUAUGAAUGAGCCUCCUUAGUGAAAAUCAUAAAAGUAUAGUGUAUGGGAGAAAAAUAAACAAUGUUCAAAGGUUUAAUUAUUGUUGAAAGAAGGCUUUUGAGCGGGAAUAAAUUAGUUACAUUACAAGCUGCUUAUUCAAGGAACUCGAGCAACUCAAAGUCUCCAUAUAAAAUAGUCCAGGCAAGGAUUAAAAAUGAUUCCAACAAUAACAUGCUAGUGCAUGAAAAUGGAGCUAAUUGGGAACUUUUUGGAGCCAAAAACAAUCGAUUCUUCUUGGGUAAAGGAAGUGUUGGACCUGCCUACUUGAAUAACACAUCUACCCAUACUGCAACAACGGAAUUAGAGGAACUAAUUGAUUUAGACAAUAAAGACAAGACGAAAUUGCAUCUGACAUUUCAAAAAUGUCCAAUGUUAAUCAGGAAAAGCUUACAGGAAAUGUUUCCAGCACCAGAAGUGAUUAGCGAGACAAGUAACUUGUCAUUAAUCAUCCUUAGUCAACCUUCAAAUUAUCUAGAACAUGAGAAGGCAGCAAUCAAAUUCAUAUUUGCAGCUAGAGAAAUAUGUCAAAGAUUACGCCUUCAUGGAUAUUGGGCUGACUUCCUUAAUCCAUUUUCGGGAAAGGCAUUCUUCUCAUAUCAUCCAAAAUCUCUGUACAAGAAUGACGAACGCUUCCGAGGAUUAUGUAUGAAGUUGGAAAGUAUCAAAGGAUUUGGUAAUAAGGAGUCAUGCCUGCUCAUUUCUGAGGAUAAAUCUCCAAAAUUCUCUGGAAGCGUGUUCACUAACUUACCAUCGAUCGAAAUGUUCAAGGAACUUGUUUUAGAAGAGGACGAAAUUAAAUAAAUGUGUAUAUAUGACUAGUUCCUUAACAAGAUAUGAGUAUAUGAUUUAUGAUGCAUAGAAAAAUUUAUUUUAACGUGAUU